AUGCAUCGUUCAAGUGAUCUAACGGAUGAACCUAGCCGUUUCAAACAAUUCGGAUGGGAGCAAUGGGAGAAUCAACCAUUUGCUGUUAUUUUCCGUCCCGGCACUUAUGGUCUUGAUCGUUAUGUUGUCAAACGUUACGUCGAACAAGUUUUAGGACAAUGCGAACGAUGGAAACAAUUGGCACCCUAUUUUUACAAUAUCACACCAUCACCUCGUGCUUACACAAUAACUUCCUAUGAAGUUGAACUAAUGCAAAGAAUACUAGAUUUUCAUCUCAAUAAUACAUUACAUUUACGAAUUUCAACUGCGAGCGAUCAGUUAAUGGAAUAUGAUGAACUGAUUGAUUUCAUUCGUCGUGCUCAAGACUAUGCUCGUGCACAUGCAAAUUCUACGAAUAAUACUCGUUUAGUUCCAGGAAAAAAAACUGCAAUUCCGUCUAUACCGAGUAUUCAUUCUUCCUAUGUUUUACCGCCAUCGGCAAAAACUAUGAUGCCAUUUCUAUCGCAGCCGACAAUAUCAAAAACGAGCCCAGUGAAACCUAUACUCUCUAGACCUCCGGCACCUUCAACAAUAUCUCCUGUAUCUUCAGUACAAUCGAACAAAACUUCCAACACAUCAACACAAAUCAAUGGUCAUAAUACACCGCAAACGUCAGUUGAUCUUGCUACUCGAUUACCAUCAAAUGUUCAAGUCAAACCUAAUCUGAUAUCGCCACCAAAUACGAAUUCAUCGUAUCCUACUCCGCCAUCAUCAACAACAUCAAAUCCAACUAGUCUUGUUAUUCCACCUGAACUGUGUCCAAAUACAUUAUAUCAUGCUAAAGUCGAUGGUAGUGGUUGGGUACAAAUCAAUAAUGUUUUUCUUCCAUUUAUAAUGAAACAUCGUCAACGUCUUGUACCCUAUCAAGUCCUUGUGUCUUGUAAAAUACUCGAAGCUGAAGAAUUACGUCCGAUAUUAACGCGUGCAACACUGGCUGACGUCACAUUAAUGAAUUGUAUGAUACGUGAAUGCAAAAUAAAUAAUGAAGAAAUUAUAGAAAAUGCGCCAUUAAUCAAUGUUUAUCAUGUACUCGUUGGCACAAAAAAUCUUGUCUAUGUUAAAGUUCUACCCAAAGACAAUCCGACAUCAAAAAUAAAUCGUCAAUAUAAAAGUGUUUUGGCAUUACGUGGUGGUUCUCUAUAUAUAACAUAUCGUACAGUACCAUUCGUUUGUUCAAGUAAUCAUUCCUAUAUCCCAUUAAAUGAUAUUUUAAGCAUCUAUCCAUAUUUACAAACGCAACUAAAACCAUUAGCUCGUGUGCCACGUACCCAUGAAUUAGAUUUUUUACAACUAGUACAAAUGUAUCAUGACGAAAAAGAACUGCCAUCGGACACAUUACUAAUUGAUAUGGACGAUUUAAAUCAAACACAAAUCAUUCCAUCAAAAAACAUGACAUUAAUUGAGCAUCAAGCAAGAGAAAAAAGUAAACUUGAGCAACAAAUACUUCUAUUAAAUAACUCAUCGUCAACAGCAAACAAACGAAAAAAUCCGGAGUCAAAUGAUAACAAACAACCACAACAACAGAAAUUAAAAACAUCAUCAGCACCGUCAAAUAAUUAUCCACAAUCAGCAACAUCUACACCAGCACUCAUUCGUCCACCGACAGGCUAUUAUCCUCCUCAACAACCGCCAUCAUCAUCAUCAAAUUAUACUCCACAGUAUCAGCAAAAUCAUUGGCUAUCAUCAAAUUAUGAACAACGCGGAAGGACUCGUUGGCAAUAA
Molecule: messenger RNA, 1761 nt
Organism: Rotaria socialis
Lineage: Eukaryota; Metazoa; Rotifera; Eurotatoria; Philodinida; Philodinidae
Source: the annotation of a GenBank genome assembly